AAAUUCCGAAACUUCAGGUAAUAAUCUUGUUGCAUUGUAUAUUAAUGACCACCCUUGGAUAAUCCCAUUCAAAAGGAAUUGGUCACUUUCUUAUAUCUAUGAACAGACCAUACCAACUUGACACAUGGCAAUUCUCGUACGAUAUUGUUAAUCGCGUACUUUGCAGUGUACGGCACUCCUGCGCGUUGGCUUAUUUUUAUCAGUUCGUUGUUGUGUUCGCUGAGUAUUCAUAUACAAUACAAGUGUUAACGAUCCGAGACGAUUCUGUCAGGGAGAACUUUUUACGUGCUUAAAUUAGGUAUGUCGAGGAUAUUUCCAGAGACCUUCAAGGCCAGCGAAAAACGACUGAAGCAGAUUUUGCCAAAAUUUGUCAGAUGUCUAACGUCCAAACCCAAUAAUGAAUACGAUGUCAUUGUCGUGGGAGGCGGUAUCGUGGGAACCGCUUCUGCUCGGGAGUUCAAAAAUCGCCACCCCACUCUCAAAAUGGCCAUAUUAGAAAAGGAAAACGACCUAGCUCGGCACCAAACUGGACACAAUAGCGGAGUAAUUCAUGCUGGUAUUUACUACAAGCCUGGGUCACUUAAGGCUAAGUUGUGUGUCGAAGGAUUAAGGCUGACAUAUCAGUAUUGUGACGAGAAAAAGAUUCCCUAUAAGAAAGCUGGAAAACUCAUAGUUGCGACAACGGAAAAGGAGGUUUUACUACUCACCGAUCUUCAUGACCGAGGAUUGAAAAAUGAGGUACCCGAAUUAAAACUGCUCAAGGGUCGUGAAGAAAUAAAGAAAGUGGAGCCACAUUGCGAAGGCUUAGAAGCCCUGUGGUCUCCCCACACGGGCAUCAUAGACUGGGCGUUGGUCACUCAACAUUACGGGAAAGAUUUUCAACAGCUAGGAGGAGAGAUUCGUCUUAACUUCGAGGUGAAUGGUUUCCACGAAUCGGAUGAUCCAAAUUUUCCCGUGGAAAUAACAUCGAAAGAUACCGCCACCGUGAAGAGCAAAUACGUUUUAACCUGUGGCGGGCUACAUGCGGACAAACUUGCGGAAUUAUCAGGCUGUGCGAGGGACCCACGGAUAGUUCCUUUCAGGGGCGAAUACCUAAUACUCAACCCAUCCAAGAGGCAUUUAGUGAAGGGUAACAUCUACCCGGUACCGGAUCCAAGAUUUCCUUUUCUGGGAGUCCAUUUUACGCCGAGAAUGGAUGGAAGUAUGUGGCUGGGUCCUAAUGCGGUGUUGGCCUUCAAAAGAGAGGGAUACAGGUGGUCCGACAUAAACUUAUCUGAACUUAUGGACGCCCUGUUGUAUCCCGGAUUUAUAAAAAUGGCCCUGAAAUACCCUAAAGCGGGUUUAAGAGAAAUUCUAAAAUCGUGGGUACCGUCCGUACAAGUAAAAGAAUUGAAAAAAUACAUCCCGGUCAUCACAGUCGAGGACGUUAGUCGUGGACCUGCCGGAGUUCGAGCCCAAGCUAUGGACAGCAAAGGUAACCUGGUAGACGAUUUCUAUUUCGACAUGUUCAAAACCGGCGGAAAUAGUAAAAUCGGGAGCAGGGUAUUGCAUUGCAGGAAUGCACCGAGUCCCGGAGCGACGAGUUCUCUGGCGAUAGCCAAAAUGAUGGCAGAUAAAUUGGAACAAGAGUUUGAGAUCAAAUAGUACAAGGCAAUUAAUUUGUGUCAAGUAAAGCAUUAAAUAUUUCUUUAUUUUGAUUUUAUUGUUUAGCGUUUAAGUAAAGGGCAGUCGGUGAAUGGUGAGCAGUUAAACAGGAACUGUUUUGGUUUCGACAAGAAAACAGCAAAUUUUAUUUCAAGAACCCUUUAGCGUUCCAAUACUUUAUGCCACAUUGGUAAUUUCCUAUUUAUUUCAUUCUACUUAAAAGUCAACCGUACCAUAAUUCUCCGUCUUUACCAAUUUCCCCACAAAUACAACAUAUUUCGUUAGGUUUGGAAGAUUUUCUCGAAGAGGUGGUUUAAAAAUAAAGUCAACAUCGUCUAACUCGUCUUCGUUACAUAUGUCUUCGUCCAGUGAUUCGUCAGAUGAUUCAGGUGUUGCCUGUUUCUUCAGUUUUUAAAUUUCUUGCCACCUGGAAUUUCAUCAUUGAAACAUCUCUUCCUGCCGGGUUUCCAUGUUUCCUCACUGUUUAGGUUUUCCUGCCUUUUGACCUUUUUGUGCUUGUAAGAAGAAUUUUUGAGCACUGUUUCUCGCGACUUUUUCUUUUUACUUCUUUUGCAACUUUUUUUUUGGUAUAAGAGCCAAAGUAAGUAUGUCAGCUGUGUUUCUUUUGGGUCUCGUACAUCUUCAUCAGAACUGCCUUUUAUAGCGAAAUCUCUUACAUCAUUGGAAGGAGCAAAAUCAUCACCACUAAACGGAUCUAAGAGAUUGAGAAUUCCUUUCCUUUUUCAUCGAAACUUCCACAGGCUACUGUCAUCCUUUUUAAAGAAACUUCUGGAUUCCCCUUGCGUCGGUUUUUGCUGUUGGCUUCUUCAUAGCUUGACAGAAACUGGCUUGCAUUUUACUCUGUAACUGCUUAUAUAUUGCUUGAGGAGGGCGGAGCUAAAUGAGGGGCAUAAACACCAUCUCAGAUGACUAAUUCCCAUAUUGGUGACAGGUAGAGACCUGGCUCGCGAUUAAAAUUGUUAGGUUGCUUAUAGAUUUCUAUAGACUCUCGGAUUUUUCGUGGUAGAAGAAUUGAUUACAUGCAAGAAUUUUAUCGAAUAAAAUUUUAUGCCCGGUUUUAUGAUUGCGUUCGGCAACUGCUGAUGAGUUUAUUAAACAAGAGAGUUGAUAACCGAUGAUUUUUGGGCCGGAUGGUGAUGUGACGAUGUAUUACCUUAGUACACGCAUACCAAUAUAUGUGUGCGUAGGUUUUCUGUAACCACAAUGAUCCAAUGUUAGGUCUGAUUUUCUAUUGAUAAGAAUAUCUAAGAAUGGGAGGUCGUUAUGAGGCCAAAUACACAGCCUUAAUACAGAGCCGUGGAACUAUCUUAGCCUGAGUCACAGAACCCAGAAUUAAAACACCUUACCUCUGCUCUUCUCUCUAAUAAUUUCCACAUUGAAGAUAUUAUGCAUUCCAUCACAAAAUACACUUCACCGCAACCUUCCAAUAGCAAUGAAACCCAAAGAAAUCCCACACUGUUGUCCUUCCUUAUAUUCAAAACAUUACUGAUCACAUAUCAAAAGUUCUAAAGAAUAUAACGUCACAUCACCUUCGAUCCGUCAAAGACAAAUAUCCAUUUGAGAUGCCAGGAGUUUGCAGCAUUCCAUGCAUGUGCGGCAAAGAAUACAUUGGAGAGACUGGACAAAAAGUAUCAACUAGGCUUAAGAAACAUGAAAGAGCCUUAAGACUAAGACAAUCACGAAACCGGACAUAAAAUUUUCUUCGAUGAAACUAAAAUUUCUGCAAAGCAGGUACAGAUUAAAAUGCGAGCCAGUUUCAGUCAAGCUCUGAAGAAGCCAACAGAAUGCCAUGCAGCACGUUAGCUAGUUCGACUCGACAAAAACCGACGCAGUCCAGUAGCGACAGAGGUAAAAUGAUAUUCUCUAUAAAGAGCCUUCUUAAAUGCACUACAAAUGUCAAGUCUAACUGCUGAAGAUGAUCGAAAUGUGGCUAUCGCGAAACUAACCAAAAGGAUGUGAUCGAAUGUAGUAAGUAGGUUUGGCGUGUUUUGCUACAAAUAAUAACCAUUUACAAAAUAACUAGGAAUUGAUCCAAAAAUUCUUAGAACAUACUUUCUAUAGGCACCUACAGAGUUGCUGGCAUUCUUCUAGGGGGAUAAAAAACAAAGCAUGGGAGGGUUAUUAUUCCCAGCGGCACUAAUAGAAAAAACAAUUAUCCUUCCUCUUUCAGCGAAGAUAGAUUAAAGAAAUAUUUUAACUUCCACUAUACGUCACGUAACUACACAACUGCCCUGACCGGGCUACACCUUAUAAAUGGACUGAUAAAUUACUCUAAAUACGGUCACUAAACUUGGCAUGAAACAAACAGCGAGUUUGCAACCACUACCAACUAUCCAGUGUUAUCUACUCUGGUUUUCUGUAACAAAUAGCUUUCGCACGACAAUUAAUAUUAAUAUUCUCAAUGAACUGAUAAGUGGAGUCUGCUGUAUCCAUUAAAAAGUCAGUAGAUGUGUCGAAAAGUUUUCUUCCGACUAAUCGAAUAAUUCUACACCAAUUAACUGAUCUAUUUAUCAAACCUAAACUAGACAAUCGAAAUUACGGACAAAGCAAAGGCUUUGUUCAAGUGCGUCAGAAAAUACAAAAUCCAGAUCACACUAGAAAUAGUUCUCUGGUACAUAAUCCCUUACUUGCUUAUUUAAAAAUAUCUCCCAACAAGUGACAAUGAUAUAAUUUAUUCGAAAUUAACAAAAAGUUGCAAAUUACAUUAAUUAUCGUUGUGCUGUCUUUUAUAAUUUCAAUCCAAGAAAAUAUCUCACGAGAACUUCUCAAAUAGGGAACUGAAGAACUGUACACACAACAGACCAUAUUGCCCCAGAAAUGUAUUAACCAUUCCGAGAUGCCAGAUGAAUGGAAAAUCUUACAUAUGAGUACUAUUUAUAAAAAAGGAGACAAAAAUCAAUGUGAGAACUAUCGGGGUUCCAGCUCAGCAAAUAGAGUAUAUGAAAAUUACUACUAAGCUUUCUGUUGCAAGUGUUCGUCGAAUCCUGCAUGAUCAUUUAGGUAUGCAUAAGGUUAGUACAAAAUGGGUUCCUAUAAACCUUUCGGCUAUUCAAAAACAACGCCGUGUCGAGAGUGCGCGGUCUUUUUUGGAACGCUGUAGGUCAGAACCGAAACCUGUGAUAGAAACUAUUGUGACGGGACAUGAAACUAUGGUUCUCUAUUAUGACCCUCUAUCGAAAAAAGAAUCAAUGGAGUGGCGUCGUAAACGUGAAGCACCUCAAAGAAAAUGCAGAGUCUGCCAGUCAACAAAAAAGAUGAUGGCCACGUUCUUCUGGGAUUGUGAAAUUGUGAUUGUCAAUGGUAAUAUUACACAAUAAAUUGCGAAACUGCAUAUGUGUAAAACGUCGAGGAAAACUGACCAGAGGCCUGCGUCUUUUGCACGAUAAUGCACCCGUCCAUACUGCUGGUGUUGCCGAAGCUGCCAUUUUAGAGUGUGGGUUCCAACAGAUAGAUCAUCCUCCCUAUAGUCCAGAUAUAGCCCCCAGCGACUAUUAUUUGUGUGGAUAUUUGAAAAAGGACAUACGUGGGCGUCGGUUUAACGACGAAGAGGCUGUUUUAGCUCAUUUUGCAGACGAACCAAAAGAAUAUUUUUUUAAAGCGAUUGAGUUGUUAAUAUAUAAUAUAAUAUUGAAGUUAAGGGGGAUUAUAUUCAAAAAUAAUAAAAAAAUUGUUACUCUACUUUGUUACUUUCAUAUUCAGGCUGGGAAAUUUUAGCGCUGCCCUCGUAUAAGCGAUCAGUUAACCUGGUUUAGUCAUCUGCAACGUAUGUCUGAAGAGAGAAUAUCGAAACAAAUUAUAAAUUGUAAACCAAGAGAUAGAAGAAGACCAGGCACGCCAAUAUAGAGCUCAAUUAAAGCUACAGAAAAAGAAUAGAGAGACAGAACUAGAGAACGAUUUGUGGAACGACAGAGAGAGAUGUGGGAGGACGUUAUAAACCGAUAUAACCUCCAUGAUUACGGACAUAUUGCAUACUUACAAAUUUUGCUUACUGAUUAUAAUCUCCAGUCAGAGCAGUUAUGCAGUAAUAACGUAAUCAAAAAUGAUCCGUUUGUCUUAAAGCUAUAUUGCCACCAUUUUUAUAUGCGUUCCGGUUUUAAUUAAUUCAUUAGUGAGAAGUAGGUACGUUCAGAUAUGCAAUUCUAAAAACUAAAUUAAUUUUUUUUUGUCGGGGUUUUGCUACGUGAACAUUAGUCAUUGUGUUAUGGUAGAACUUACUAGAAACAUAGUCUUAAAACGGUCAUUCGCAAAAAUGCCAUGUACUUAGGUACAUAUUAUUAUUUUGUUAUAAUAUUAUGGCAACAAAACGCAUCAAAUAUAUGAGAGAAAACAAAUAUCAAUUAGAUAGACUCAUAACGCAAAGACCUAAGAAGGGGAACCAAAGCUACUCAUCAUCGGAAAAAAUGUAUUCCUCCGAGUCUGAUUCAUGCAUAUCAAUAACAACUGGGAGAAUAUUAGAUGUAUCGAUCAACUGACCAAAUAAUAUCUCGGAUUAAAUUGGCAAUGAUGUUAACUUGACCGUUGUUAAUAGAUUAUAUUUUGAAACAAUUUCAUAUUCAAAGAAAAAUACUUAGGACUUAUGCAGUUUUUCUGGCAAGUGUUGGUUCACUAAUAUCCAUAGAUGGUCUUUCAUUAAACCUGGCUGAAAUGGAUUUUUUUUUCAGCUACCCGACGAAAGACUGCUUAUCCAACUUUAAUGAGGUAUUGACUCAGCAACUCCACAGUGACAAGAUAUAUUGUUCCUUAUUAUUAAUCAGG
This is a messenger RNA of Cylas formicarius (sweet potato weevil), 6420 nucleotides long. Its product is annotated as L-2-hydroxyglutarate dehydrogenase, mitochondrial. The coding region runs from base 301 to 1644 and encodes 447 amino acids. NCBI's taxonomy places the organism in Eukaryota, Metazoa, Arthropoda, Insecta, Coleoptera, Brentidae. Gene Ontology annotation, molecular function: (S)-2-hydroxy-acid oxidase activity; (S)-2-hydroxyglutarate dehydrogenase activity. The transcript is spliced from 8 exons. The record is from RefSeq and is a predicted model, not a curated record.